UGAAGUCAAAUCAGGAAGUGUGAUGCUGUGACAGUACAGAAGGAAACUGGCGCACAAUGGCACCAUGUCUGCCUCUCUGCCUGGUAACAUGAGAGGCCCCCGGGUGAAGACCCCUCUUCUGCUGCUGCUGGUGCUGCUUUUGACCUCACUGACUGGGACAGUGUUAUGCCAAAAUGAAGAUGACAGCGAGACUGACGCAGUAGAAGAGGCUAGCAGUUAUAUGACAGCACCAGUUCUCUCCACCACACAAAACCCAGUUUCACCUGAAGAGAACGCACACGCAUCAGAUCAAGAGCAAGAAGGGAACUCUGGAGAUGAUGAUGUUACACCAACAUACGCAGACCCUGAGUCUAUGGGUUCCACAGUCACACCAGAGGACGCUGACCAGAAUUUGGGUUUCAUCAUCAUCCCGAUUUUUGUGGUGCUGGUGGUUGUAGUCAUCGGCAUGAUAGUUUGUGGAAUUUUCAUCAGUCGCAGGUGGAAUACAAAAACGAGAAACCAAGGUAUAUCCAUUGCAAGAGGGAACACAUUAAAGGAACCAAGAAAAGAAGAUCCAUAUUUGGAUGGAGCCAGCACAGAGAAGGUGCCGAUGCCCAUGUUUGAAGAAGAUGUACCCUCUGUACUGGAGCUAGAAAUGGAGGAGUUGGACCAAUGGAUGAAAAAAGAGGGUGAAACUGCAGGGGACUCUACACAUGCAUAACUGUAAUGCUGGUUAACAAAGGACAGCAGUCUCCCAUGCAUCGUUGGCAACAUGGAUGUUCUGACCUUUCUACAAUAAUCCAGCUAAAUAUGUGACCACAGGAGGCAAUUUGACUGCCAGGAAACAUCACAAAACGUAGGAGACACUUACAGACAUUAUUUUUGUUUUGACAGUUGAAUAUUCAGCAAGAAAAAAAAUGAAUCUCUAAGCACUUGGCUGCCAUUCCUCCUGGAAGUCUUCAGUGGAUAGCAACAUGCAACAAUUGGACUUAAAAAGUGUUAAAUAGGUUUUUAUUUGAUGACAAUAGUCAAUGUUUUGCCUUUCAUGUAUUGUUUCUUUCAUGCUUUGUGUGUGUUGGUUGUUCAUUGAACUGUCCAUUAUGCCUGGAAAAUGUACCGUAUUUUCUGCUAUAAAAUCAGCCUGAGAGGAAAGUGUAAACCUAAAAAACACUGUGCUGUGGAUACCAAAUUUUCCCAGUUUGCUGAUUCAUCCAGUUAAAGAGUGUGUGGUCAUCCUCAAGUGCAUGAGGCCAAUACUCUUCUCCACCCUUCACAGAUAUGACUGCUCAUAGUUUUUGCUGAUGGCUUAUCUUCAGCUCAAAGCCUCUUUGUUGUAUUAUACUGUGUGACUCCCUCCAGCUGCAGGUUUUAAUGGGGAAAUAUCCUGUUGAAGAUUGUAGGCAUGCAUGACAGAGAAGGCCACUCCUUUUUCCAUGCCUAUGCAGAGCUGGUUAGGACUUAGGGAGAAAGAGUUUUUUAUUUGAAAACUGAUUUAAAUCUCGGAGUGUGAAAUCAGGAACCUUCUGUUUCUGAGUCUUUUGAUAAAUUACUGCCCAUUGCUGAAGCAGCUUCCUAAAAGCUGCUACUGAUAAGAUUUUCAUCUCACCAUAGAUAACUGUCUGACUGAAUACGUUAUAUCUACAGUUGCUGUUCCAAUAUUUCAUUACCAGUUUUGGCUUAAAAGUGUUGAAUCUAAGCAGUCAUUACACUGAUAUAAAUGUGAGCACUGCUUUCUGUAAGUGUCAUGUAGUAUUUUGUAGAAUCUUGCACUGUAAAUAUGGGAAAACAGAGUAGCAAGAGAUAUUGUUUUCAUGGAAUUCUUUUUGUACAUAUUUAAUAUAAGGCAGUAGUGUUUUUAUUUUUGCUGAUGAUGCUUUGCGUAAAGAUUUCAAUAAAGUAAAUAUCUUGAUAAAAUCAUCAUAUAUGAAAAUUUUUAGCCAUGCUGACAUGGCUAAAACGGACACGGAGAUGGGGGUGUUGUCGUUUUGUACAGACAUUCAUGACGAUGUAUCCUGGUAAUCCUCUGACUUUUCCUCUAGUUGCCACCAUGAUGUUGACAAUUUGAUGAAUUGCCAAAAAUUUGGUUGACAUUUGUGUUUCAGAGUGAAAUGUCUCAACAACUAUUGAAUGGAUUGCCAUGAAAUUAUCGCACAGACGCUCAUGUCUCCCUCUGGAUGAACUGUAAUCACUCUGGUGAUGCCCUGACAUGUCAUGUAGUGCUGUCAUUGGGUCAAAGUACUAGCAUGACCCUCAGUCUUGAAUGUGGUCUUACAUACUGUAGGUAUAAUCGUACAAUUCUUUACAGUUACUUCAUUAGGCAGACACUUUUUUUCUAAACAAUGUACAAAUGAGGUACAAUUCAAGCCACGGAGGAACGAGAAGAAGCCUCAGAAAUAAACCUGCUUCAUGCACUUCUUUGUUUCUGUGUAACUGUUAAAAUUAUAGUUGUGUGUUGUUUUCAACUUGGCAUAAGUGUUACUUAAAACAUUUAAAAGAAACUUAAAUCUGUACUGUAAAUACAGCAGGUUUAAAGUGUGA
Toxotes jaculatrix (banded archerfish) is the source of this 2517-nucleotide messenger RNA. RefSeq names its product transmembrane protein 154 (gene tmem154). The transcript is spliced from 9 exons. The record is from RefSeq and is a predicted model, not a curated record. The coding region runs from base 65 to 700 and encodes 211 amino acids. Lineage: Eukaryota; Metazoa; Chordata; Actinopteri; Toxotidae.